CAGCCACCGUCGCCAUUAGCUCCGGGUAAAGUCAUCCACCCUCAAAUUCAGGAGCGAGGUGGAGGAGUGCUGGUUUCCUUGCACAGGCUGUUCAGGGACUCUUUACCUGAAAGAGAAGCUGGAGACACUCUUUUUAAAGGCAGUUUUUCCUGGGUCACGGGCCAAUGAUGGAGGAGCCAGUUGCAUGUUGGCCUGAAGCAGGAAGAGGCCCUGAUGUCUGCAAUGCGAGUGUGUUCACUUUUGAUGAGGUCUCUGUGUCUUUCUCCCCGGAAGAGUGGGCCCUGCUAGAUCCUGACCAGAGAGCCCUGCACAAGCAAAUCAUGGUGGAGAUCCAUGAGAUCAUGGCCUUUCUUGCAGAAAAUUGGAGGAAAGGAUAUGUCCGUGCUAAGUAUGGGAUGCGUUCUAGGCAGAACUUGGAACUUAGCAGCAACCAGGAAGCCCAAGAAUCAGAAAAUAAAAGUGGUAUCAGAGCGGAGCCCCACAAAUGCCACGAAUAUGGGAAAUGUUUGACGCAAGAUAUCGCACUUGUGCCACAUGCAAUGCUCCAUGCUGGAAGAAAACACUAUUCAUGUGAAGUGUCUAUGAACCAUGAAGAGGCCCAAACAGUAAAGAAAAAGCAUAAAUGCCAGCAGUGCGGGAAAUGUUUUGCUUACAAUUCGUUCCUUAUGGCACAUCUAAGAGCGCACACAGGAGAAAAACCGUUCAAAUGCCAGCUGUGCGGCAAAUGUUUUGCGCAAAAGGCAUGUCUUAUGAUUCAUCAGUGGGUGCAUACAGGAGAGAGGCCGUACAAGUGCCAGGAGUGUGGGAAAGGGUUUGCUCGAAAGGCGUGGCUUGUGGCUCAUCAGAGGGUGCAUACAGGAGAGAAGCCACACAAAUGCCAGGAGUGUGGGAAGAGUUUUUCUCAGAGUUCCUCCCUUCUGUGCCAUCAGAGACUCCACACAGGAGAGAAACCAUACAAAUGUCACAAGUGUGGGAAAUGUUUUGGACACAAGUUGCAUCUCAUGAAACAUCAAGUAAUGCACACAGGAGAAAAACCCUACAAAUGUCAGGACUGUGGGAAACAGUUUCUUGUAAAAUCAUACCUUGUGCAUCACCGGCGAGUCCACACAGGAGAGAAACAACACAAAUGCCCUGAGUGUGGAAAGCGAUUUUUUGGUAAUUCAGCCCUUCUAAUCCACCAGAGAGUCCACACAGGAGAGAAACCAUACAAAUGCCAGGAGUGUGGGAAAUCUUUUGCUCAUCGUUCAGGCCUUGUAAGUCACCAGAGAAUCCACACAGGAGAGAAACCCUACCAAUGCCAAAUAUGUGGGAAAGAGUUUUCUUGGAAUUCAGGCUUUGUGAAGCAUCAGAAAAUGCACACAGGAGAGAAACGAUACACGUGUCGGGAGUGUGGGAAAUGUUUUUAUACCAAAUCACAACUGGUGCAGCAUCAGAAAAUCCACUCCGGAAACAAACCAUACAAAUGUGUGAUGUGUGGGAAAUGCUUUGGUCAGAAGGCCAACCUUGCGAAACAUGAGAGGACGCACACGGGAGAGAAACCCUAUAUAUGCCAGGAUUGUGGGAAAUGUUUUGCUCAGAACGCAAACCUUGCCAGCCACCAGAGAGUUCACACAGGAGAGAAACCAUACCAAUGCCAAGAAUGUGGGAAAGGGUUUUCUUGGAUUUCAGAGUUUGUGAGGCAUCGGAACAGCCACACGGGAAACAAACCAUACCAAUGUGAAAUGUGUGAAAAGGGUUUUUUCCAGAAGUCUGACCUUGUGAAGCACCGGAGGAUACAUACAGGUGAGAAACCAUACAAAUGCCAGGAGUGUGGGAAGUGUUUUGCUCGGAACGCGCACCUUCGAGGCCACCAGAGUGUCCAUACAGGAAAGAAACCGUACCAGUGCCAGGAGUGUGGGAAAGGGUUUUCUUGGAAUUCAGACCUUGUGAGACAUCAGAGCAGCCACACAGGAAACAAACCAUACAAAUGUGAAAUGUGUGAAAAAAGUUUUCUUCAAAAGUCUGAGCUUGUGAAGCACCAGAGAGUGCACACCGGUGAGAAACCAUACAAAUGCCCAGAAUGCGGGAAAGGUUUUGCUCAGAAGCCUCACCUUCAAGUCCACCAGGCUGUCCAUACGGGACAGAAACCAUACCAGUGCCAGGCAUGUGGGAGAGGGUUUUCCUGGAAUUCAGACCUCGUGAGGCAUCAGAAAACCCACACAGGGGAGAAACUACACACAUGUCAAGAGUGUGGGAAAUGCUUUUAUCACAAUUCACAACUUGUGCAGCAUCGGAAAAUCCACACAGGAAAGAAACCACACAAAUGCGAGGUGUGCGAAAAAUGUUUCGGUCGGAAGUCCGACCUUGUGAAGCACACGAGGAUACACACAGGAGAGAAACGGCACAAGUGCCAGGAGUGUGGGAAAUGCUUUACUGAAAGUUCAGGCCUCGUGAAGCACCAGCGAAUCCACACAGGAGAGAAACCAUACAAAUGCCAGGAUUGUGGGAAAUGUUUUGCUCACAACGUACAGGUUUUGCGCCACCAGACAGUCCACACAGGGGAGAAACGAUACGAAUGCCAGCAGUGUGGAUAUUGUUAUACACAGUAUUCAAGCCUUCAGCGCCACCAGAAAAUCCACUCAGAAGACAAACCACACCAGUGUUAUGAGUGUGGAAAAUCUUUUGUGAAUAAGAGAAGCCUUGUAAAGCACCAGAAAAAGCACACAGGGAGAGAAACCAUAUAA
Anolis sagrei ordinatus is the source of this 2723-nucleotide messenger RNA. NCBI's taxonomy places the organism in Eukaryota, Metazoa, Chordata, Lepidosauria, Squamata, Anolidae. The record is from RefSeq and is a predicted model, not a curated record.